Molecule: messenger RNA, 1348 nt
Organism: Blepharisma stoltei
Lineage: Eukaryota; Ciliophora; Heterotrichea; Heterotrichida; Blepharismidae
Source: the annotation of a GenBank genome assembly
AUGAAGCCGAGAUUUCUUAUUACGAAAACCACUAGCAUCUUCCAAAAUCUCGCUUUUGAAGAGCAUCUUCUAGAGAACGUGAAAUCACCUAUUCUAUGCAUGUAUCAGAAUGAUAAAACAAUCGUGAUAGGGAGAAACCAAAACCCAUGGAAAGAAAUUCACAUCGAUAGGAUGAACGAAGACAAUGUGCAGCUUUGCAGAAGAAAAAGUGGAGGAGGAGCUGUAUAUCAAGAUCUUGGCAAUACCUGCUUUUCUUUUAUUACACCUGAUAAAUCUAAUGUGGAUUUCAAAGUGAAGAAUAACUCAAUUAUUUUGAGAGCUUUGAGUGCUUUAGGAAUUGAUGCUGUUGUUAGUGGGAGAAAUGAUAUAUUACUGGACUCGAAGAAAAUAUCAGGCUCAGCAUAUAAAAUACACACAAUAGGCUCACAAACGAUUUCACUUCAUCAUGGAACUAUGAUGAUUAAUGUCGAAAAAGAUGCGAUCUUGAGAUAUCUAAAUCCUAAUAAAGCAAAGCUUCUAACUCCCUUAUACUUGAUCGAACAGAUCAAUAUCGUUCAUCAAGAUGGGCCAAAAUAUUUUUGAAAGAUGUGAAUAUAAUUUUUUUUUAUUCACUGAACAUUUUUAUAUUAAAUAUUUUUCUUAUCAAAUAUUUCAUAGAGAUUGAGUAUGGAAUUUAUUAUCAAAUAUGCGAUGGAUCUCAUUAUAAUUGUUUAGGGCGAUUAUAUGGCAUAAUCUCUAAGAUUUAUUAUCAUAAUAUAUAGGCAGUAGAUUUGAGCGGGCAGUCUUGCUUAACUAUAUGAAAGAGUGUCCAAUGAGGAUGGGGCUAAUUUUCCCAAUUUUAAAUAAUUUUCAACAAUGUUGUCUGCUAAUAAUGAGGCAAGUAAGCAAAGGAAUAAACUCUGUUUCAUCAAGAGUAAUGAACUUAGCUGAAGUCGACCCAACUAUCAAUCACGAAAGGUUUAUAACUGCGAUUAGAAAAAGCUUCCUUAAGGAGUAUCCAAAUGCAGAAAAUACAGAAGUAACUGAAAUGCCUGAAGAUGUAGAAGCCAAAGCUCAAGCUUAUUUAAAUUGGGACUGGAGAUAUGGAGUCAGCCCAGUGUUCACCCACCAGCUUGAGAACUAUUUUUCCUGGGGUUUAAUUGACCUUCAGUUCAACGUCGUUAAAGGAGUUGUGGAAGGCUGCAAAAUAUUUUCAGACUGUUUAUAUCCAGACUAUAUAGACAAGCUUGAAACAAUGUUUAUAGGAAAAAGAUAUGGCAUUGAGAUGUUAGAAGACCUCCAAAAAGAUACAUCAAAUUUCCAAAAAAUGUCAGAAGAAUUAGCAGCAUGGCUAAAAGAGAAAUUAUAA